UUCCAAAGUGAUUGUAAUUUGUCCGUGUGAGAAAAGGAAGAACAGAGAAAAGCCUCCAGUGAAGAACAGCUGGGUCGUAAGAAGGGGGCACGGCCGGGUACUUUUUGUUAUUUUACUUCAUACACAUUUUGUCCGUGUCCCACUUCACUAUCCUGGCGAAAGGUUGAACGGUCAAAAAUGGAGGCGGACAGAUCCGGUGGAGGACCGAACCCGAGCUGCGGCGGCGCUGGGCGCAACCCCAACGGGCCCAGAGCAGCACCGGGCCCGGCCACGGCGGCCGCGGGCCCGGGGAUGGCUGGAGCCGGAGCCGGGGCCGGUCCCGGACCAGGUCCCGGUCCAGGGCUCGGGCUCGGGCUGCAGCCUCGGGACCCGCACGACGGGGACCCGGGUCUGACGCUGCCCGGGAUCCUGCACUUCAUCCAGUACGAGUGGGGACGAUUCCAGGCCGAGAAGUACCGCUGGGAGGCGGAGAGGGACGAACUACGGGCUCAGGUGGCAUUCCUACAAGGUGAGCGUAAAGGGCAAGAGAAUAUGAAACAGGAUCUGGUGAGGCGGAUCAAAAUGCUGGAGUACGCCCUCAAACAAGAGAGGGCUAAGCACCAGAAACUGAAGACUGGAAAUGACCAGAGUCCUGGAGACAAGAAGCCAGAGAUAGAGGCAGAUCAACUUCCCAAUGGGCCAGCUGAGUCAGACUCUGAACCAGCCAAUCAGAUGUCCUGGAAGGAAGGUCGUCAACUAUUACGCAAAUAUCUUGAGGAAGUUGGUUAUUCAGACACUAUCCUGGACAUGCGCUCUAAACGUGUACGCUCGUUGCUGGGACGGAGCAGCCCGGAGGCAAAUGGACCGCCACCUAUCGAAAGCUGUCCUGAGCCAGAGCCUCGAGCAGGUGGAGAGUCCUUGCUGGUCAGACAAAUAGAGGAACAAAUUAAACGGAAUGCCGGCAAGGAGAGCUCUAAGGUAUGCGGUGGCGGGUCAGUGCUGGAUAAGAUCCCCUUCCUUCAUGGCUGCGAGGAUGACGAUGAAGACGACAGUGACGAAGAGGACGACUUCCAAGGCAUGACCACUGACUGCAUCGACAGUCCACGCAAGAACAAAAAGUCUCGUGUAAAGAUGAGUUCGGAGCCCAUGACUACAGACAUGGACCCCGAGGAUGAGGAGGAUGAAGAUGACUCGGAGGAUGCCCUCAGUGAAUUUGACUUUCUUGGCUCAGGGGAGGAUGGGGAGGGGGCGGGAGAGGCCCGGAUCUCGGGGGAUGGACGGGAGUUAGAAAACCACAGGAACAAGUUACAAGGCAUGAUGUCAGACUUCCCCCCUAAACCCACCCCACCACCCUCUGUGUCAGGACAGACUCGCUCUGGAGAAGGUGGUGCCUUGGGUUUUUCCUCUGAUGUCUUCAUUAUGGACGCUGUUGGGGGAGGGGACAUGAACCUUGGCGAAUUAGCUGAUCUCACUGUUGCCAAUGACAACGAUCUCUCCAUAGACAUGCAGGAUAACAGGGAUGACUUCAAAAAGACGUGGAACCCUCGCUUCACACUACGUAGCCACUUCGAUGCCAUCCGGGCUUUGACGUUUCACCCCAGCCAAGCAGUGCUGCUCACAGCCUCCGAGGAUGGUACACUAAAACUGUGGAACCUGAACAAGGCCAUGCACUCUAAAAAGAACGCAGCGUUGGAUGUUGAGCCCAUCUACACGUUCAGGGCGCACAGUGGAGCUGUUCUCUCACUGACCAUGAGUGAGGAUGGAGAGUUCUGCUAUAGUGGAGGUUUGGACGGAACCGUCAGGUGCUGGAAGAUGCCUGACCUUAACGUGGAUCCAUACGAUAACUACGAUCCUGGCAUUGAGAGCAGCGCACUAGCAGGCCACGAGGACAGCGUCUGGGGUCUGACUUACUCAUCCGUUCACCAUCGUCUCGCUUCAUGUUCAGCUGAUGGCACCAUUCGCAUCUGGGACCCGCAGAACUCGUCUCCCUGUGUGUCCGUCUUUAAUAAGGAGAGAGAACACGGGACGGCCACCUCCGUGGCCUUUGUGGCCACUGACCCCAACCAGGUGGUGGUGUCGUUUGACGGCGGUGAAACACUGCUCUAUGACCUGAACACAGAGCAGAGCGUCACUGCGCUAGAGACACGCACAAAAGAUGGCAGUGAGCAGAUUAACCGUGUUGUCAGUCACCCAACUGAGCCCGUCUCCAUCACUGCACAUGAGAACCGCACCAUCUGCUUCCUCGACAACAAGACAGGCAAAGUCGUUCACUCAAUGGUGGCCCACUUGGAUGCGGUCACCUGUCUUACUACGGACCCUAAAGGCACUUACCUCAUCUCUGGCAGCCACGACUGCUCAGUGCGCCUGUGGAUGCUGGACAACAGGACGUGCGUGCAGGAGAUCACCGCCCACAGGAAGAAGCACGAUGAGGCCAUUCAUGACGUGGCUUUCCACUCUUCGCAGCCCUUCAUUGCCAGCGCGGGCGCAGAUGCACUUGCCAAGAUCUUUGUGUGACAGCCUUGUGUUCAUUCUGUCCUCCAACCCCAACUGGGCCAACAAAGACUGAAGACUCCACUGAAAACAUUUCAUCUUCUCCGUACACACACACACACACACACACACACACACACACACACACACACACACACACACACACACACACACACUGGUCCUGCACCCACUGGCUGGGUCACCACCACAGGACGACACCCCCACACGCCGCCACCUUUUCUCAGAUGCCUCACUGAAUUUCUUGUAAUACUAAUCACAUCUUGUAAUGCUUUUUUAUAACUUUAAAAUUCUUGCUGCUCUGUUUUCAACUAAUCAUGUUUGGAGUUACACUUUUCUACACUACAAUAAUCUGUUCUGCCUUUUUGUUUUAGAUUUUUAUUUUGAUCUAUCUGCUAACGGUUCUAACAAAGCACUUUGUGUAUGUUUGUGUGCCUCAGCUUCUGACACACACACACACACACACACACACACACACACACACACACACACACACACACAUCCACAUUUCAGAGGGAAUCAACAAUAAGACACUGCACACGAUGCACAAACACACUGCCACAUAUCAUUUUUUUUAAUUUUCUUAUAAAACAGCUGAGAAAGUGUGCCUGACAACAUUCAGGCAUGAACUAAAACUAAAGUGGUUCUCGGUGUUAACAGAAAUCACCUGACAGUCUCUGCGUUGGGAAUCAAUGUACUACAUUCCAAAGACUCCAGAUAGAGCGUGUGUGCGUGCGUGCGUGCGUGUGUGUGUGGUUUCACAUUUUGCAUCAGAGAAUGUUUAAUGUUGUUGCGUGUGAGGAGACACUAGACAGUGGUUAACCAGUGUUGAACAAAUAGCUUUAAUUUCAAAUUUGACAGUGAGAGAGCUUGUUUGAUGGUGUGUCUGAGUAACGUCCCUGUGUUCCUGCCUCUGUUUAAGUGUGUGUGUGUGUGUGUGUGUGUGUGUGUGUUUGGGAUUAAGUGUCACUUUGCUGUACAGGAUAAGAGAACAAACUUCCACAGUCGUCAUCCAUUUCAAGCCUGACUGCAGCCUGAUGCUCUCGCAUCACUUUAACCAUUUAAAAACGGAGAGCUUCAAGAAAGCAGGCAACAGUGGCCGUGAGUCUGGUCGGUGUGUUUUCAACCAAUGGCACAGAUCGUGUGAUUGGGUGCUCUUUGCUGUACAGUCUCCGUGUGAAUGUAAAUGCACUAGUUCAACCACGGUGCUAUGGAAGACAUCGUCAGUCUUGAGUCAGAAUCAGGGACCAGUUUUGCGUACUGUGUGAGAAAGGGAGAGACGGUGUUUCUCGCUCAUGGCGCUACAGACGUAUGAAUCACUGUUCUAAAUGCCAUUUCAUUUACUGUGAUCACAUUUCAGAAUUAGCCGUCAGUGCUGAUGCUUUGAUUAGAGGGAUGUGAAUAAUGUAGACCUUGAUUGUUUCAGACUUGCCGGGUGUACAGAGGUAACGGUUAUUUUACAGUGAGGGCCUCGCUCACAGAUGACAGAGGAGCUUUUUGGACUUGGGGUGGGUUUUUGAGCUGGUGGGGUUCUGAAAGGCUUCACUUGGACUUGUGUGCUGAGAUGAAAUGCCCUCUUGGUGUUGAGCGUGCAUCAGUUGCACGAUUACCA
Molecule: messenger RNA, 4099 nt
Organism: Cololabis saira (Pacific saury)
Lineage: Eukaryota; Metazoa; Chordata; Actinopteri; Beloniformes; Belonidae
Gene: strn4
Product: striatin, calmodulin binding protein 4
Exons: 18
Coding region: 178-2493 (771 amino acids)
Cellular component (GO): dendrite
Molecular function (GO): calmodulin binding; armadillo repeat domain binding; protein-containing complex binding
Source: RefSeq, a predicted model, not a curated record